GUUCAUCUACGUGUUGGUGGGGUUGGGCGCGCUGCUGACGCUGGUGACCAUCGUGGGCGCCGUGGCGGCAGAGAGCAACAACGCCUGCUGCCUCUCAUGCUACCAGUUCGGCCUGUGUGUGCUGCUGCUCAUUCAAGGAUCCCUCGCUGCGCUCGUCUGGCUUCAGGACGUGCCAGAGGACCUCACGGGCGAGUACGAGAGGGAGAGGGCGUUUGUGCUGCGCAACCUCGACGUCUGCCGCCUCGCGGCCGUCAGCCUGCUGCUCGUUGAGGGCACGGCGCUGCUGCUGGCCAUGAUGCUGAGGGCCGUGCACAGCAACAAUGCACUGGCAGAUGACGACGAUGACUACAUUCCCCCCCACCCGCACCCCAACUCGCGCCUGCGCCAACCGCUCCUGCGCCCGCCCCACAUGGCGCCCCUUCCCCCCUACUCCGCCGCCGUCCCCUCGUCAUCAGCUGACGCUGCUGCUGGUGGUGUGGUCUCUUGUCAGAUUAAUCGCUCAAGCAUGGAUGCGUUAGACGGGCCGGUGUUGUUCCGCGUGGCGGACGCCACCGGCGAUCUUCUUUUCACCAUCGCGCAACUCGCGUCCGUCUCUCGCGCCUUCGCUCAUGUCGCCCGGUCGGAGCUGUGGCCCCGUUACUGCCUCGCACGCGCCACGGGUUUUGCCAAAGAGAGCGAGGUGGCGGCGGUAGCGGCGGCGGUGGAGCGCCUUGUGCGCGAGGCGAGCAGCGCCGACGCCCCGCAAAAUGCGGCGAUUAGCCUGGCGCGGUGCAUGAGCGCUUGCCCUGGCGUGGCGCACGCCUGCUCCAUCGCGCUGCGAGUGAACGCGGCGCCGUUAUUCGGGCCGGGGGAGACGGGUCGCUGGAGCGUGGUGGAUGAGAGCGGCAUGCGUGCAGCGAGUGGCAGCGGUGCCUCCUCUGUCGAAGGCGGAACGGAAUGGGUCGGAGAGGCCGGCAACGGUGGCAGCGCAGCGAGUGGGGGCUGCAAUGGCGCGGCAGGUUCGCCUACAGCACGCGGUGCAAUCGUGUCUCCCACGGAUCACCCCAGAGCCGCUACGCCCACCACGCCGCUCACUGCACCCACUGCUGCCUCUCCUCCACCCGUCGAUCCUCAUAUUGAUGAAUGCUGGGCCCUCUGUUGCGACCUCGCCGCUCAAAUUUUUGUCUCAGAAUGCUUCCUUCCUGCCCCUUCCUCCUCCUCAUCGCUUGUUCCUCCCCGCGCCCCUGAUUCCACCUCGUACACAUUCCACGUCUCACCCAUUCCCCUGUCCACUCCCUUCCCACGCCCCUCGCGGGGGGGUGGAGAGGAGGGGGGAGAAAGUGAGGAAGGAGUAGGGGAAGGGGCGCAGGAACGCGCAGCAGUGUUGAUGCCCACAAGGAGGUGUGGGUGGGAGCACUCGGUUGCGGGAGAGCCUUGUUGUGUGCUGCAGGGAGCGAUUGCUGGGUUCAAGCACUCACGCUUCCACUGGCUGCUUCAAGGCCAGCCGUUUUCUCCGAAUACAUGCCCUUUCUGCCAUGAUCAGGCAUGGAACGCCACUGCUCUGUUAAAUCCAACGGCUCACAUUGCAUUGGGUUGCAGCGAGGAUGAUGUGUGCUGCUUCAUCUGCACCCAGGGUCACUUGUUUGGAGUGUACAAAUCACCUCGCACAACCUAUAGCGGGGAUGAUCCUUGGUACGAGGUUGAACACUAUCGCGAUUUUGAUGAUGAUGAUGAUGAUGGUUCGUCGGAUGGUAGCGUUGAAGUUUUGGAACAGCGAAUUGGUAUGUACGGUAUUGACGACCCUUGGUUUUAG
This is a messenger RNA of Closterium sp. Yama58-4, 1792 nucleotides long. The record is from the annotation of a GenBank genome assembly. Lineage: Eukaryota; Viridiplantae; Streptophyta; Zygnematophyceae; Desmidiales; Closteriaceae.